This is a messenger RNA of Klebsormidium nitens, 1364 nucleotides long. NCBI's taxonomy places the organism in Eukaryota, Viridiplantae, Streptophyta, Klebsormidiophyceae, Klebsormidiales, Klebsormidiaceae. The record is from the annotation of a GenBank genome assembly.
GGGAAGAGGCAAGCCAAUACGGUAUUAGCUAGCGCCGGUAAAACGAGACUGGGGUGAAAUCUCAAGCAGGUUUUGUGCAAAGAUAUUGUGGUAACCGGAUCGAAAUAUAACCUUAACCCGACUGGCAACCCAACACGUGUCGCAAGCCUAUUGCUUGUACGUGGAUUCCUUUAUGGAGCUGGAUCACUGCAUUGGUGCUGAGCAGACAUUUCACGCAUCCAGCAGCCAGCUUUGAACAGCACGCUUUGAAAGCUGGCGCUAUGGCUUCUCUUGCCACAAUGCAGGCCGUCUCCCAGCUGACCCCGGGUUGCACUGUGCUGAACAGGCAAAGCAACGCCUCAACGGCAUCCACUAGCUCCGGUUUUGUUGGCGUCAGGCCCACAUUGCCUGUGCGCAGAAACUCCCAAUGCUGCAAAAAACAAGUCACAGCGUCAGCUCUUAGAAAGGAGGAGGAAGGGAACAAGAAGGGUUGGAAGAAUGCAGCAGCCGCAGUGGCAUUGUCUGCAGCUCUGCAGUUCUCCGGCGUUGCAAAUGCGAGCGACUUUGACGUGUUGCGAGAGCCUGCGCCGACAGAAAAGCACUUUGUGGAUGAUGCGGGGGUGCUCAGCAGGAUCUCCAAGGGAGAGCUGACCAGGGAACUGACACAGUUUGAGAAGGAGUACGGGUACCACAUUGAUGUGGUGACCACCAGAAAACUCCAGUCCCGCGGCGAUGUGUUUGAGUAUGCUGACAACCUGCUCGAGAAGUGGUACCCCACUCUGGAAGAGGGCGACAAGAAGGGCGUCGUUGUGCUGAUCACCACCGCUAAGGAGGGCGCCGUCGCUGGCGGACCCGCCUUCAACGCUGCGGUUGGCGAAACCGUCCUGGAGAGCAUCGCUACCGAGUCCCUCCCAAUUUUGGCGACCGACGAGAAGUACAAUGAGGCCACGCUCAGCUCCGUGAAGCGGCUAAUGGCCGCCAUCAAGAAGCUGCCCGACCCGGGCGCACCCCAGGUGGCCGACACGAAGAGGGUGUCCAACUUCAAGACCAAGGAGGAGACCAGCGACAAGCGGGGGCAGUUCACCACCGUGGUCGUGGGGCUCUUGAUCAUUGCGUUUGUCGUCCCCAUGGUGCAGUACUUUGGGUACGUGAGGAAGUAAGAGGCAUAUGCGUUUUGCAUGGUGAACUCCUGGGUUGCUAUAAACCGCGCGGCACGAGCGACGUUUUUGACUGCACAUUGUAAGCAUAUUUCUUGCUCAUACUGUCAAGUAGAUGGCCUGUUGCGAAAGUGACCUCUAAAUGUGCACCAGCCCGGCUUAUAGAAUCAGUCAACUGUCGAUUGAUUGUCGGCCAUCAUUGUGACCGUACGUUGGUUUUUACACUCA